This is a messenger RNA of Capsella rubella, 795 nucleotides long. RefSeq names its product NAC domain-containing protein 21/22. Lineage: Eukaryota; Viridiplantae; Streptophyta; Magnoliopsida; Brassicales; Brassicaceae. The coding region runs from base 246 to 689 and encodes 147 amino acids. The record is from RefSeq and is a predicted model, not a curated record. The transcript is spliced from 2 exons.
UGGUACAUUAAAAAUGGGUAAUUUUCAGAAACGGCGAGAGUGGGAGGAAAAGAAUAGUAUUUUUACAGUCAAAAAGAUCGGAAAUAUGCAACAAGGCAAAGAACAAACCGGGCUACGAUCACCGGUUAUUGAAAAGCUACCGGAAAAGAUAGAGUAAUCCAAAGAAAUGGUAGGCUCGUUGGUAUGAGAAAAACACUUGUGUUUUACCGUGGUCGUGCCCUAAAGGUCGUAAAACCGAUUGGGUCAUGCACGAGUUUCAUCUCCAAGGUUUACUUCUUCACCACCCUCGUAAUUAUCUCAAGGAAGAAUGUGUAUUGUGUAGAGUUUUCCACAAGAAUAACAACAUAGCUGAUAGAGACGACAACACAAGCUGUUCUGAUGAAACAACUACCACAUCGAUGGAAUCUAAUUACAUCAACUUUGACUAUGACAACAUCAUCAAACAACAUGUAUCAUGCUUCUCCAAUUUAUCACAUAACCAAAUCAACGGCAACCAAUCUAGUUUAGUCUCCAAGAACUCCAACUCGUUGUAUAAUGCUUCCUCUGAUCAAAUGGUUCUCCGAACUUUGCUAAAUCAGCUCACCAAAAAUGUUGAGAAAUCGCAGAGUUACAGAGAAGGAAGCUCAUCAGAGAGCCAUUUGAGGACAUUAGCAUCCCAAGCCACAUAUGGAAUUACUGAUCAUGGUUAAGUGUUACCAUAGCAUCUCGAUCCCUAUAUAGAAGAAUCAUAUUCAUGGUUGGAAACAUUUAUUCACCCUCUCUUAUGUAAACUUUUAUACCAUAAUGGAUCACUCA